Messenger RNA from Lutzomyia longipalpis, 850 nucleotides. RefSeq names its product CDGSH iron-sulfur domain-containing protein 2 homolog (gene Cisd2). Gene Ontology annotation, cellular component: mitochondrial outer membrane; intracellular membrane-bounded organelle. The coding region runs from base 39 to 440 and encodes 133 amino acids. Gene Ontology annotation, molecular function: 2 iron, 2 sulfur cluster binding. Lineage: Eukaryota; Metazoa; Arthropoda; Insecta; Diptera; Psychodidae. The record is from RefSeq and is a predicted model, not a curated record. Gene Ontology annotation, biological process: regulation of autophagy. The transcript has 4 exons.
CGUAGUUUUUGACGAACGCGGAGACAGUGUAAAACGUCAUGGCGGGUCUACUUUCGAGCUUAGUGAAGGAAACUCUCCCAAAUUAUCUCUCAAAUCUCCCAAUUCCCGAUACAUUUGGAGGAUGGUUUAGACUAGGAUUUAAAGAUUGGGCUUCUCUGGUGCCACCAACGGCUCUUCUUGCUGGGAUUGGGUACAUGUCGUACUUAGCAUUUUGCCCACAUGGACGUCCCCAGCCAAGUGGCCAGAGUAACCAAAAGAUCCGGAAGCAUGAAGCAAAGGUCGUAGAUACGAUUGACAUAGAGGAUAUUGCUGAGAAAGCAGCCUUCUGUCGGUGCUGGAAGUCCAACAAUUGGCCUUACUGCGAUGGGUCCCAUGGGACGCACAACAAAGAGACUGGCGAUAAUCUGGGACCUGUGGUUGUGCGGAAGAAAGGCAACUAAAAGCCCCCGAAGCUUCCAUUCUUAAACGAAUUUUUGGUUUUGGAUCGCCUCCCCCCCAAAAUAAGAUGCGGAAUGUAGUCGAAUAUAAUACACGAGUUUGUUAAUGCCGUCAACAUUUAGUUAAGUACUCAAUGCAAUUUAUCACAAAAUUCCUUUCAAAUAGCAUUCAAAAAUCAAUUUACCAGAAGAUAGUUGCGAUAAGCUCUGCCUUGUGAGCGCCCCAAAUUGUUUAAAAUACAAAAAAAUUAAAUUUUGUUUUGGGCCAAAAUUAUUGAUAUUACGGAGAUUGCAAUAAAAACAUUUUGCUUUUAAUAUUACGCAGUUCAUGUAGUUUUGUGCAUAUUAGUAUUUUUGGAAAGGAAGUUCUUGUUUUUUUUUGGGAAGAAAUAAAGUAAAAUUUAAAGAACUAA